UGUGCACAUAUAGAAAAAAAAAGAUUCCCUAAAGAACAUUAACGAACCUAAUAACGAUGGCCUCCUAGCGCUGACCUCCAACCUACUAGCGGCCUAUGGAACAUGUUAGAUGGAUCAGACAUGAUCACACCAUUUGAUGUCUCCAGAUGACACACUUCACUUUUUGCGGCAGGAGAACUGAGAAUCUCACUCGAUUUCUUGCGCAGACAUGAGGCAAAGAGGUCCUAGUCCCCAAAGGUAUCUUUUUGGUUGGUAAGGUCUCAUGGACCAGCCGAUUUCGGUGGUUUGGGUUGAAGUUUCUGUACUAUUGGAAGCACUGAAUCCCCUAAAAUGCGUCAGUAUACUACCUAAUGACCUAAUAUAUAUAUAUAUAUAUGAUGCCUCAGGUUAUAAGUCCCCAACGAAGUUUUUCUUUUGUUUGCGACUGGAUGGCCCUGGGCAUGUUUUGGAUUCUUUUGGACGCAUCCAUAAGGAGAUUGGUCAUUGAACAUGGCCAAUGAUCCUUUCCCCCUUCUUCAUCCCUCUUUGUUUUUGUUUUAAUCAUGGUCUGAAGGGCGUCAUUUCGGGCUGGGAUGAUCCCAAACCAAAAAAGGCGAAACGUCACCUGAUCUCGUCACGUUUCACUGCGUGCCAGGGGUGAUCCGCCAAUUGAAUGCAACUUGAGAACUGGAGCCGACCCUACAUCGAGCUUGCUCCAGAAAAGGGGGGAAGUGGCGCGCGGACUCCCUGUGGACCCCUUCGCAGGGCGGGGUUUGUGGGAGUCUUCUUUGGUGAGCAGAGGCGGCAAGUCUGAUUGAAUCUUGAUGAAUGCUCAAUGGUCACGAAAAGUUGGAGUCGUUCUUGCUUCGCAGUGGCUAGCCGGGCUAGCUUUCGUUCACCCCCCCUGGCCUCAAGUGAAUCGACCAAGCAGCAUGUCCAGUGUGGUCUCCUCCAAACUGAAACAACUUGUUGGCGGGGCGAAACUCAAUGCGUCCAAUGUCAACACCAUGGUUUUGCAGGUAGGCGAGGACCAUGAGCAUAGUUUGGCGUCCCAUCACAACACUACUUGCUCCAGUGUCCAAGAUUCCAAAAACACCUUUGCCCUGCGAGGUGACGUCUACAUGUGUAUCCAUUGACAGGCAAGGCCAUCAUGGCAGCUUCACUUUUCUGUCGCUUGGGCGAUGAGGUUGUUGAGGAACUCUUCGGAGAUGAUGUAUUCAUAGGACAUUGUGCAGCCCAAUGUCCAGCUUGUCCGCACUUCAAACAAGUCAAAUUGUAUCCAGCACUUUGUGUACGUGUGGUCAAAUUCCUGGAUGGACUCUCGCUCUUGCUUUUGUUCUUUCCUUUGCUCUUGCUUUUGCCCCUUUUGAAGAAGGUGGAAAAGGAGUCGAAGGCGCUGUUGAGCUUGAUGCCAUUGGAGAUGAAGUUGGUGGAACUGCAUAUACUGGCCAAAAACCACGAGAAGCCUUCAGGUCGGAGAACCGCUUGCGGGCAUCCAGAUAGGUUGCAUAGGCAGUCUCAACUUCUUCAUCCCACUCUUCUUCCAGGAAAGCGUGUUCGUCUUCAUCGGGUUGUUCCUGAUAGAAACCGGUCUCAGUCUGCUCAUCUUCCUCACAAAAUUACUCAAGCUCAGGAUUCUCCUCCUCCAAGGUGUAGGCCUCAUAGUCGAGCUCCUCAUCAUCAUAUGGAUAUUCUUCUGUCGUGUAAGCUCGGCCAACAUUGCGGCUCUUCCAAGAGGAACUUGAGUUGCGACCAGUCCAGCGAGUGGAGGAUGAAGUCUUGAAAUCUUGUCCAAACAAGAAAUGCAAUGCACCCUCCACCUUGGCGAUCUCGGUAUCGCUUCCAACUCGUGACAUCGCAAGGUGUCGUUGUUCCAGGAUCAAUCCAGCUCUUCUCAGGAGAAGCCAGCCGCUGAUGGCAUCUGGCACUUUGAUGCCGUGGCGUUCGAUUUCACGUUUUCGUUCUUUGUGCUCAGCCACAUAUGUCAAAAGCGUCUGCUCAGGGCGUCGGCCCAUGGUGAAGAAAAUUAAAAGCAACUCCAUGCUUCUGGAUGCUUCGACCCUCGAGUCAUACUUGAAGCACUUGUCGAGCUCGACUUGACGCCAAGAAACUCCAGUCAAACUUGUCAGGAGGUUUAUCGUGGCCUCCUUGGCUUUGUUCUGGAUGCUCAUUUUCUUUCCGGGCAGCAAAAUUCGUGCACGCCAUUCUUUGUAAUUGCGGAUGUUGUUGUCAAACAGAGGGAUGAACUUAUCCCUUGUCACUUCAAGGCCUCCUUGAGUUGAAGAGGCUUGAGAUCCAGCCAUCGAAUCAAAACAAAGGCGAAGAAGCUCAGGUUGAGGUGCCCUGGAUGAUUUCUAUCGCGUGCAGCUACUGGAGCCCGGCAGCGAACCGGGCUCCGCUACCAAUGUUGAGAUCAACAAUUGGCAGCUCAGGGUGUCUGUUGUGUUGUACACACAUACCAUGUUCUCACCAUGGUGGCUCAAGAUUUCUUCUCGAAAUCACAUCGGUGGAAAGUAAAUAAGAAUGUCUCACCACCAGAGUGUUGUGCGGGAUUGUCCCACAAGAGUGUCCCACGAGAGUGUUCGACAAGAGUCCUCCACGAAAAAGGUGUCCCAGAUCGGUUUCGGUGGAAAAACUGUGUUUACGUGAGUCCGCGCUGUUUUCAUUUGCUGUCCCAUGUCAUGUUUGAUAUCAAUCCGCUCCUUUCACUUAUAUCUAACAUUCACGUUCCUGGGGUCUAUCAGGCAAUUUUCGUUGUCGUUGAAGAUCUGGACAAUGAUCCUUCAGAUGGGAGCCGAACUCCAAUUGUUUCCCGUCCGACAUAUCGAGCAGAUGCACACGAAGUGGACCUAUUUGCACAAAGCGAACGCAAGACACAAGGCCCGCUACCACUUCCCCAAAGUGGCAGCGCUAGAAUGCUUGUGUGCUGGACCUGUGAACGAAUACACCAGGUUUGCCAAUACCGCAUACCGCGUGCAAACUCGCUUUUCUGCUGCAAUUCCCUCCUUCCUCCCUUCCAUGUGCUGUGAGCGCUUCCCGCUUGCCGAAGCAAACCAAAUGAGUCCACUGUUGUCAGGUGCUUGGAAUGGCCGCUUGCCCGGAUGGGCAGCAAUUGCUCACGCAACUAAAUUCCUUUUGUUUGGACGACUGCUAUGCUACAUGACUUCUUGCGCUGCUUGCAGCUCCGCAGCGCGCGAUGCCCGAGGAGAGUUUGGUCUUUCAAGCAGAUCGCUUGAAGUGCUUUGCUGCGUCGGCCCCGGGUGAGGUGGUUGGCAGUGUUGGGUCCAGGGCUUGGGUUCGAAGCCAGGAUGCUUUGCUUUGCUGCAACUUCCGCGUGGCGUUGCAACAAGGAGAGAUUCUUGCCUCGCGUGGUGCUGCAGGAACGUCUAGCAUACCAUUGGAUUUUGAUGGGGAUGCCUGGUUGCCCGGGAAACGUGUGGCAGAGGAGCCUUUUGUCAAAGGAAAACGACAAGCGCAGUUGCCCAAACCACACCGCAAGGUGCCGAUCUUCCGGCACGACUUUGAGCCUGGUUUCGUUGAGUCUUUCACCUCCAAGUGCCGCGAAAUCCUUUGCAGCGGACGGCCGCUGAGCGAGAACUACUAUGUGAGGCAGUUCGAGGAAAGUUUUGCACAGCUUAGCCACGUUCCUUUUGCUUUGGCUACCACGUCUGGCACGCAAGCUUUGGCCAUUGCGCUGCGAGCCCUGGACGUUGCCGGCAAGGCGGUUGUCAUCCCAAGCAACACUUUCUUCGCGACGCAAGUGGCAGCGCUGAAUGCUGGGGCCAACCUUGAGUGGGUGGACAUUGAGAAAGAGUACAUGCAGGUCUGCCCGCGCAGUUUGGAGGCGGUUUUGCACCGGCAUCAACACGGAAGGGUUGGUGCUGUGAUUUUAGUGCACAUCGCUGGAAUCAUUUCCCCCAACUUUGCCCAGAUCCGACGACUCUGCCAGACCUAUGGGGCCCCGUUAGUCGAGGACGCGGCCCACGCUCAUUUGGCGUACGGCAGCGAGCAUGCAGGCGCCAUUGGUGAAGUGGCCGCCUUCUCCUUUUUUCCGACCAAGGUGAUGACUGCCGGCGAGGCAGGAAUGAUCACCACAUCCAACGAGGCGCUCUUCAAGAAGAUGCAGAGCAUCAAAGAGUUUGGCAAGGACAUCGAAGGCCCCAGAUCCAGACUGGUGCAAGUGCUCGCCAACGCCACGAAUGGCCGCAUUUCAGAGUUCACAGGUUUGCUUGGACUUCUUGAGUGUGGCCGCGUCAAAGAACGCAUCCAGCGUCGAAAUGCCUUGCUGGAACGUUUCGUGCAGAAGUUGAAGAAGACGCACUACCGGGUGAUCACGCAGCCUGAAGGUCAAAGUUCCGCCUACAAAUGCGUGGUGGUUUUGGAAGGACACCUUCGUCAGCGCCGAGAGGAGCUAAGAACCUAUGCCUUGGAGAGAGGCGUCACUUUUACAGCAGAGGUCUAUUUCAGGCCAGUCCAUCGCAUGCCAGCCCAUGCUGAAGAUGGAUUGCCUGUGCAUUUGCCAGUGACAGAUGAGAUGUGCGAGAACCAUGUUUGUCCUCCUUUGUAUCCGGAGCUCACCUUCGACGAUGUGGAUUACACGUGUUCAGUGAUGAAUGACUUCGCAGAACUUCCUGAAGCGAAGCGCCAGAAGAUGUGACGCAGUAAGAGGGCAAAUGGAUUGUGCGUGAAACGUAGCAGCUGCCUACAGGAUGUUGCAUGGCCCUGCAUGGCGAC
This is a messenger RNA of Durusdinium trenchii, 4713 nucleotides long. The record is from the annotation of a GenBank genome assembly. Lineage: Eukaryota; Dinophyceae; Suessiales; Symbiodiniaceae.